AUCUAGCUCUAAACACAAGAAAAACACACAGCCUAGUCCAAUCGCGCACGCGCCGGAGAGCGAGUUCCCGGCGAAAUUUCAAUUUUCUAAAUUCUUUUUCCUUACUAAUUCCCUCUCUUCCCUUAUAUACCGCCUAACAGAAAAAUCUCUGCAUCCAAUCUCAGAUUCUCGAGAAAAUUACUCUUCAUAAAUCUCUCUCUAUAUCGCCGGAUGACUUCGGAGCUCAUUUUCCGCGGCCACGACGAGGCCCAGCCGGUGGCCGACGCCUACUCGCCGAAGCCGCUGAAGCCGUGGUUCGCCGUGGCACGGCCGAUUCGCUACAUCCUCCGCGAGCAGCGCCUCGUCUUCGUCCUCGUCGGCAUUGCCAUCGCCACCCUCGGCUUCACCCUCCUCCCGCCCUCCCGCCCUCCCCGCUACGCUCCUAUCUUUAACUCCUUGCCGGAGAUCGAGACCUCCUCCCACCUCUCUCACCACCGUCCCCACUACGAACGCCGCUUCGGGAUUCAGAACUGGAACUCCGGAGGGAAGAUUCCUUUGGGGCUUAAGAGGAAGGGCCUCCGGAUCGUCGUCACUGGUGGGGCCGGCUUCGUCGGGUCCCACCUGGUCGACCGUCUGAUCGAACGCGGCGACAGCGUGAUCGUCGUCGACAAUUUCUUCACCGGAAGGAAGGAGAACGUGAUGCAACACUUCGGAAACCCUAGGUUCGAGCUCAUCCGGCACGACGUCGUCGAGCCUCUCCUCCUCGAGGUCGACCAGAUCUACCACCUCGCAUGCCCCGCCUCCCCUGUUCACUACAAGUUCAACCCCGUCAAGACCAUUAAGACCAAUGUAGUAGGGACUUUGAACAUGCUUGGGCUUGCCAAGCGAGUGGGCGCUCGGUUUCUGUUGACCAGUACGAGUGAGGUGUACGGUGAUCCUCUGCAACACCCUCAGGUGGAGACCUACUGGGGAAACGUCAAUCCAAUUGGUGUCCGAAGUUGUUACGACGAGGGAAAGCGUACGGCCGAAACGUUGACCAUGGACUACCAUAGAGGUGCUGGCGUUGAGGUUAGGAUUGCCAGGAUCUUCAACACUUAUGGGCCAAGAAUGUGCAUAGAUGAUGGCCGUGUUGUUAGUAACUUUGUUGCCCAGGCAUUGAGGAAAGUGCCUCUGACUGUUUAUGGUGAUGGGAAGCAGACAAGGAGUUUCCAAUAUGUUUCUGAUCUGGUGGAGGGUCUUAUGCGCCUCAUGGAAGGAGAACAUGUAGGACCUUUCAAUCUUGGGAACCCCGGUGAAUUCACCAUGCUUGAACUUGCCAAGGUUGUCCAGGAAACAAUUGACCCAGAUGCGAAGAUAGAGUACAAGCCCAACACAGAGGAUGACCCCCACAAAAGGAAACCUGAUAUUACAAGGGCUAAGGAACUUCUGGGCUGGCAACCAAAGGUAUCCCUACGCAAGGGACUCCCUCUAAUGGUCAAAGACUUCAGGCAACGCAUUUUUGGCGACCACAAGGAAGGUGGUUCUUCCAAUACUGCAUAAUCCCAAGUUUAAGGGACUAUACUUUGAAAGUGGUACCGAGGGACGAGAAUUGUUUACUUGCAAAAAAAGAAAAGUAAAAAAAAAAAAAAAAAA
Morus notabilis is the source of this 1611-nucleotide messenger RNA. Its product is annotated as UDP-glucuronic acid decarboxylase 2-like. Gene Ontology annotation, molecular function: NAD+ binding; UDP-glucuronate decarboxylase activity. The record is from RefSeq and is a predicted model, not a curated record. NCBI's taxonomy places the organism in Eukaryota, Viridiplantae, Streptophyta, Magnoliopsida, Rosales, Moraceae. Gene Ontology annotation, biological process: D-xylose metabolic process. The transcript has 8 exons. Gene Ontology annotation, cellular component: cytoplasm. Bases 211 to 1518 code for a protein of 435 amino acids.